Messenger RNA from Capronia epimyces CBS 606.96, 4605 nucleotides. Its product is annotated as bloom syndrome protein. The record is from RefSeq and is a predicted model, not a curated record. Gene Ontology annotation, molecular function: 3'-5' DNA helicase activity; four-way junction helicase activity; ATP binding. The coding region runs from base 1 to 4605 and encodes 1534 amino acids. NCBI's taxonomy places the organism in Eukaryota, Fungi, Ascomycota, Eurotiomycetes, Chaetothyriales, Herpotrichiellaceae. The transcript has 2 exons. Gene Ontology annotation, biological process: DNA replication; double-strand break repair via homologous recombination. Gene Ontology annotation, cellular component: chromosome; nucleus; RecQ family helicase-topoisomerase III complex.
AUGACCAAGAACAACCUCAGCCGCUGUCUCGCAUGGCUUCUACAGAAUCCGCACUCGUUUGGUUCUCUGACGCAUAUUUCUGCUGUUGCUGAUGCGGGGAUUGGCGACGACGAUGAGCCUGUGUUGGCAGAUGAUGAGAUGGCAAGGUUGCAGCUUGCGCCCCAAAUCCAACCCAGAACAAAGCUACUUUCACAAUUAAACCAUACCUCUGGCUUGCCGACUCCCGACCCAUCUCGAGCCUCAGAAACCUGCGAGCCGACGCGGAGGAGGGCCAGGCAGAACAUCCUAGGCCCUUCCAAGACUCAACCCAGCCCACGUCCAAGAACACCCGUGACGAGUUUUGACGACAUCAAGUUCGACGAUUCUCAUGACAUCCUUGAUAUUGACGACAUUGACCUCGCCGCAGAAGACCUCACCACUUCUUCCUUCGGCGACUUCGGUCCCCCGAUACCUCUAUGGAGAGAAGACUCUGCUACUCGGGUUGAGCCAUUGCCGAAAAAGAAAGGGAAGAAAAGAAAGAGCGAGGAGUUUCAUGAGGAUCUAUUCUCUCCUCGAUCCGCUCGAAGUACAAAGAAGCGUCUAGAUAAGCGAAGUCCCCCGAAGACAUAUCCUUUCCGUGCAAGCCAAACCCAAGCCUCGGAGGGAGACCAUAUUCAGGCCGAAGUUGGAUUGAGCCCUGCAACGGCCCGGAUUGUAAGGAAGCCGGUAAAGGAAGAGGACAUAUUCCCGGAUGUUGACAUUGGAGAAAUACCGGAUGAUCCAGUCCCUUUACAGCCGUUGCACCCCACUACCGAUAGGACUUGGCCUCACCUUCCCCCCCAACAAAGUCGCGUGCAGAGAAUACGGAACGUUGUUCCAGAUUCUGAUGAUGAGGAUAACUUCGGUCUAGAAUUGAAGCCCAAGCGGAAGCCGGUGGAAAGUACCGACUUGGAAUUCGAAGAUGACCUUCACCAUCACGCCGGUGGUUCACAGACAUUCGCAAGGGAAUCGAACCAUCCUCCUCGAGCAUCGGGAUAUCAAGAGGCACAGGGCAGUUUGUUGUCAUCGCAGAAAUCGCCUACUCGGAGUCCCAAGGCUCUUCUGCUCAGCCAAUCUAGUCCGAAGCGUGACAAUACACUCCAAGGCAGCUGCUCAAGUAUCGACUCGACGGGUCUUCUGGCGCAGGAACAGAGGCGUGUUGUCGGUAGUUUCGUCGUCAAUGGACGCGAACAGUGCAAAGGGCUCCUGGAACGGCUUGAAAAGUCAAAGAAAACCGUGAACCGCCAAAUUAUGGAUGAGAUGUGUGAAUUUAAUGUUGUAUCUGACGCAUUAAAGGAGAAAAAGAAGACAAUUGCAACAAAGAUCACAGCAGCUACACAAUUGCUAGAGGAACAUUCUUCAAUAUCGAGAUUGCAGGACCAGCGGAGGCGUAUGCUUGAGCGACGUGAUGAAUUGGAAGAAGCCGGUCACGAGAUCAAUCCGGAUGAUCCCGAGAAUGUCCUAGCAUUACUCUGUAUGGAUAUCAACCGCGUCAAGCACGAGAUUGAAGCUCGAGAAGUGGUGGUGUUCCAGUUGCUUCAACAAGCAGGGGUGUCCACAACGAGUGACUUUACGGAGCAGGCCUCUUUGGGACCAAGUGUGUCUGGGUCUCUACUCGAUGAUAUGUCUGGUCAACAAGUACUGGUCGCCUCGACGCCAAAGGUAAAUCAGCAGAUGUCUCCUUAUUCGAAGGAACUUGGCCAUUUAUCAACACAGUCUGUUGUGCAGACACCGUUUGCGAAGCGGUCCGACACUGCCCACCUCAUUAUGCAGGCAUCAGCCCCAAUCUUCUCACCAGCGUGUUCUCCAACACGCACAGUGCCAUCUGCGAUGCCGCCCCCGAGUGUAAGACCUCUUCAACCAACCUCCCAGGUCCCGGAAUCUCCAAACCGGAAUCGGAGCAUGCUUUACGAGUAUGAUCCAGGUGACGACAGAAGCUUCACUAGAACCAUGGGAAGCCCGCGAGAUCUAUCAUUCGAGGAAGACGAUUUCGAGGAUGACAUGGACGAUGAAGAGAUGUACAAAAUGAUGGAGGAAAUCGAACAGAACAUGCCCGCCUUCAAAUCGACUCCCCACGAGAGCAACCGGGCUGCUCUGAGUGAGGUCAGCGACAAUCCCCGCAGAGUAGCACCAAAGAAACCCGCUAGUACCCAUGGAGCGUCCUCCAAUUCAGCUUUGAUGCAACACCCAUGGUCGAAGGAUGUUGCUUCGGCUUUGAAGAAAAGGUUCCAUCUCCAUGGAUUUCGCCAAAAUCAACUCGAAGCCAUCAAUGCCACCUUGAGCGGCAAAGAUGCAUUCGUCCUGAUGCCUACCGGUGGCGGGAAGUCUCUCUGCUAUCAACUCCCAUCGAUCGUACACAGCGGCCAUACACGCGGUGUAACUAUAGUGAUCUCUCCCUUGCUGAGUUUGAUGCAGGACCAGGUGGACCAUUUGCACAAAUUGCGCAUCCAGGCUUUCUUGAUCAAUGGUCAGACAACGGCGGAACACCGAUCGAAUAUUCUCCAGAGACUCAAGAACCCCAAUGCUCAUGACUAUAUUCAGCUUCUAUAUGUGACCCCUGAAAUGGUGGGCUCAAAUCACCACAUAAUCCAGGCCUUUGAGUCCCUGUACAAACGGAGGUUACUAGCCCGUAUUGUGAUCGACGAGGCCCACUGUGUUAGCCAGUGGGGACAUGACUUUCGACCAGAUUAUAAAGCGCUUGGGGAGUUUCGCGCUCGUUUCCCAAAUGCGCCGAUUAUGGCCUUGACAGCCACGGCCACGGAGAAUGUCAAGUUCGAUGUCAUACAGUGUCUGGGCAUGGAGGAGUGCGAGAUAUUCACUCAGAGCUUCAACAGACCAAACCUCACGUAUGAAGUAAGAAAGAAGGGCAAGGGCAAGGCUGUGCUUGAGAGUAUAGCAGACACGAUCAAUAGGUCCUACGAAGGUCAAGCCGGCAUCGUUUAUUGUCUAUCACGGAAACAUUGCGAACAGGUGGCUGAACAGCUGUGCAAAGACUACGGAAUCGAGGCGCAUCAUUACCACGCUGGUCUGCCAUCCGAGGAGAGAAUCGAUAUUCAGAAAAAAUGGCAGGCCGGCGACUUCAAAGUGAUCGUGGCCACCAUUGCAUUCGGAAUGGGCAUUGACAAGCCAGAUGUCCGAUUCGUCAUCCAUCACACCAUUCCCAAGAGCUUGGAAGGGUACUAUCAAGAGACUGGCCGAGCCGGUCGAGAUGGCAACAGAUCCGGCUGUUAUUUGUAUUACGGUUAUGGCGACACAGCUUCCUUGAUACAUAUGAUUGACACGAAUGAGAACAGCAGCAUGCAGCAAAAAGAGCAUCAGAGGAGUCUCUUGCGGAAUGUCGUUCAGUUCUGUGAGAAUCGCAGUGACUGCCGCAGGUUCCAAGUUCUCGACUAUUUCAAUGAACGGUUUGACCCAAGGGAUUGCCGGAAUGGGUGCGACAACUGCGCCUCCAGCAGUACGUUCGAAACGCAUGAUUUCUCAGAGCAUGCUCACAAUGCAAUACGCCUCGUCCAGCAGAUAUCUCGUGAUAACGUUACAGUCUUGCAUUGUGCCGACCUGUAUCGCGGAGGCAAACCGAACAGAAAAAUGCUCCAGUGUGGACACGACCAACUCCGCGAGUAUGGCUUGGGUGCCGAGUUGGAGAGAGGUGACGUCGAACGCCUUUUCUACCGGCUCAUCAUGGAAGACGCAUUGAUGCAGUACAACAAGAAAAACGAUGCCGGGUUUGCCACGCAGUGUGUCCAGGUGGGGCCAAAGUCUCACGACUUUUUGGAAGGCCGACGACCACUGAAGAUCCAAGUUCUGGUUUCGCCACGGGGCAAGCCAUCAGCCAAAGUCUCUGUACAGAAGAGCCGAAACAAGACGCCCAAGACAGUCGGCAAGCCACCCGCAGACGACUAUCCGGCUUCGACAAACGUCUCAUCGCCGUUGCAGCCUCGCUCCCGUCGAAAACUUGUCCGUGGAAAUCGGCCGUUGGACUCGGAGGAGGAAGCAUUUGCUGGUCAGUCAAGCGACAACGAAGAGAUUUUCAUCCCCCAGCGCGGCAAUAAGAAAUCUGCUGUAGGUCCGCCAAUCACCGCCGACGACGACAUAGGCUCUCUCAACGAGAUUCACCAGCACAUCUUGGAAGACUUUGUUGAAAAGGCGAAAAAGGAGGUCGAGCGCCAAGUCAUUGCGAAAGGCCUUCGCCAAAAGCCGGUAACCGACAGAGUCCUACGGCAAAUUGCCAUUCAAUUUCCGCAAAGCCAAGAAGAACUUCAGGAAUUGACCGGUCUGAACCCUGAAAUGUUCCGGCGACUGGGACCGCCGCUGCUCCGACUGAUUACGGCGGCUUACGACAACUACGAAGCAAUGAUGCGAGCGCAGGAGGGCCGACCUGAUGAUCCUAACCAUCAAACAGUGGUAGAGAUCAGCGAUGACGACGCUGAGACAGGACGGUUUUUACAAAGCGAUAUGGAUGCGGAUGAAUCUGAAGACAGUCACUAUUUCAGCAUACCGGAUGAAGUCCGUCAAUUCAAUGAACAGAGUCCGAUCGAAGAAGUCCCAGUCGCAGCCCAGACAGGGGUCGGGAUCGGGAUCAUGGACUAG